Molecule: messenger RNA, 6605 nt
Organism: Pseudoliparis swirei
Lineage: Eukaryota; Metazoa; Chordata; Actinopteri; Perciformes; Liparidae
Gene: ptpn12
Product: protein tyrosine phosphatase non-receptor type 12
Exons: 17
Coding region: 465-2717 (750 amino acids)
Biological process (GO): peptidyl-tyrosine dephosphorylation
Cellular component (GO): cytoplasm; nucleus
Molecular function (GO): non-membrane spanning protein tyrosine phosphatase activity
Source: RefSeq, a predicted model, not a curated record
GGGGUACAUAGACUGACUAGACCAGGGCUUUUUGUCUUUUUGUCUUUUUUCUUUCUUUUUAUUUUCUUACAGAGCCAAGUGUGUCCUCUUUUUGUGACGCCACGGCUGUAAAGUUGCUUGUAGACGUGAAAGCCCGGCCGCUGCCGCCGCCGCUUUUCUUUGGGACGAAUCGGUACCGUUGUGAAAAACAGCCCAGAAGAAAGAAGGAAAGGGAGAAACAACAUGGGGCUAUAAUAAAAAAAAUAGGUGUUGUAUUAUAAACCGACGAUGAAUCUCUGGGAGGAUCCGUGAAGCUUAUUUAUUUUUAUUUAUUCCUCCUCUUCCCUUUCCCUAGUGUCCCUUUUUGUUGUUUUAUUUGUGAAUUUUUUUUUCACCUCCCUUGCUACUUUGGGAGGUUGUUUUUAUUAAUUUUUGUUAAAGAAAAGAAACAAGGCAACGGGAUACGUAACGACAAGGACUGCAGGAUGGACCAAGCCGGCAUCCUGAGAAAGUUUAUCCAGGGGGUGAAGGCCAUGAGCGAGGGGGACGAGGAGAGGGGAGAGGACAACUUCGGCAGCGACUUUAUGCGGUUACGACGGUUAUCGACUAAAUAUCGGACGGAGAAGAUCUACCCCACCAACGUAGGAGAGAAGGAGGAGAAUGUCAAGAAGAACCGAUAUAAAGAUAUACUGCCAUUUGAUCACACCAGGGUGAAGCUGACGUUAAAAACGACCAAUCAGGACACGGAUUACGUCAAUGCUAACUUCAUCAAGGGUAUGGACGGCCCAGAGGCCUAUAUCGCAACGCAGGGCCCGCUGCCGAACACCGUCAUGGACUUCUGGAGGAUGAACUGGGAGUACAAUGUAGCUGUUAUUGUGAUGGCUUGUCGAGAGUUUGAGAUGGGAAGGAAAAAGUGUGAGCGGUAUUUCCCGCUGCACGGGGAGGAGCCCAUGAGUUUUGGCCCCUUCAGAAUCUCCUGUGAAUCGGAGCAGAGCAGAACGGACUACUUCAUCAGGACUCUGACGGUGGAGAACGAGAACGAAACCCGGAGUUUAACACAGUUCCAUUAUAUGAACUGGCCCGAUCACGACGUGCCCUCGUCGUUUGACUCCAUCCUGGAUAUGAUCGCACUGAUGAGGAAAUACCAAGAGAACGACGAUGUCCCGAUAUGUGUGCACUGCAGUGCCGGCUGUGGGAGGACGGGUGCUAUCUGUGCUAUCGACUACACAUGGAACCUCCUCAAAGCCGGGAAAAUACCAGAAGAUUUUAAUGUUUUCCGGUUGAUCCAAGAGAUGAGGACGCAGCGACACUCUGCCGUGCAGACCAAGGAGCAGUACGAGUUGGUGCAUAGAGCGAUCGCCCAGCUCUUUGAGAAACAACUGCAGCUACUGGAGAGCCCCACCAACACGAAGAUACAAGAGGGCAUGAUUGAAAGCAGCCCAGAUAAAGCCGGCGACCAGUCGGAUGACGAGAGAUGGGACACGCCUCCUCCCAAACCUCCCCGCGUACGCAGUUCGCAGACAGAAGGUGAUGUGAAGGAGGAGAUCCUCCAGCCCCCGGAGCCUCACCCCGUACCCCCCAUCCUGACCCCGUCUCCACCUUCAGCCUUCCCCACCGUCACCAACGUGCGGCAGGACAACGACCGCUACCACCCCAAACCCGUAAUCCACGUGCUGGCGAAUAAAGACGCAAACCAGAAACAGAAGCAGUCAGAACCCGGUCCGAACAAGCAGACCAGUCCCGCAGAUCAGAAAGACCAAGAUCUACUCAGUCACAAACAGCAGACUCAGGUCUCGAAUCUCGAUCUCAACGACAACUAUAACAACAAAUCGACUUCAACGAAAUCCGAAUCGGGCCAAAGCCAGACGCAGACCCCCUCCUCGCCGCUCUCUCCGGCUGUCGAAUGUUCCGGUGCUCCUCGGAUCGAGAGGAAGCUGAGCAUCGAGAUCAAAAAGGUGCCGUUACAGGAAGGGCCUCGCAGUUUUGACACUUCGUCCUCCGUGGCCGUGGCAGGCGGGACCGGCGGCGGCACCGCGGCGCUGCAGAGAGGCCACGCCUUCAAAGCCCGCUCCGGCCAAUCCCUGCUGACGUCUAGCUCCUCGCUGUCGGAGGACUCGGGCACGGAGGGCGGAGCGGGCGGAUGCGUGGAGAGCCACGCGGACGUCGGCGUCCUCGCCAGACCGAACCACCUCCCCGUGAAGAGCGAGGGAGGGGAGGGGAUGGAGGGGAAGGCGGCGUGGGCUCAGGCCCUCAACAGCCCGGAAAAACAUUUCCCCAAAACCUUGUCCUCGUCUUCCUCCUCGGACCGCGUCGCUCCGUCCUCGUCGUCCUCCUCCCACAUCUCCUCCUCCUCCUCCUCCUCCUCCUCUUCCUCCUCCUCAACACCUGUAAGGACUGCCCUGAGUUUCACCAACCCCCUGCACUCCGAUAAUUCGGACCAGGAGGGGGAUGGAGAGAUGUCCGGAGGAAAGGAGGGUUGUCGUACUAAUGUCUCCACGGCAACGGCCGUGGUAACCACAUCUUCCCUCCACGGAGAGCAGCAGCCGGUCCGGAAGGUGUUGCCCAUGUCCAUCGCUGGGCAGAGCUCUGCAAACCCUCUGGAAGUGAAAACGUCGGCCUCGGCUGAAUGGAGCAUUUCGACUAAAGACGAGUGUGUCAAGAAGACAUCUCCAGCUGAUCCUGCAUCUGCUGACCCCACAGUGACGGAUAGCAAGGCUGACCUGGGUGGGGUUCGGUAACCGCUGCAUUCAGCCCAAAGGCCCCCGGAAACCCCCUCUGGAGUGGACAUGAUGGGACGAUCCACCAACGCUGUCCUCCCGUGUCGAGACACGGUCGCUACCGAUCUCCUCUGGCUGGUCCAAAAACCUAGUUGAUAGUUGCUCCACAGACAGACCGCACACUUUUACACAGAAAGGCCUUCUGUGUAACUCUGUGCAACACCUCCUCCCGCUCCUCCUGCUCAGUCCUUCUUCAGAGGGACACUGUGCAAAGCAGACGAACCCGUACCGGUCAAGUGGCUUGUCCACGUUUUACCCGCUCAGCUCGCUGAUGUUCUAGGUUUUCACCUCUAGACGCUGUUUUCCCGUGUUGGUGCUGAAGAGCGUUGUUUUUUCCCUGCUCUCUCGCUUCAGUUGCAUCAUGAUGAUGAAAUGCAGGUGUGACCCGUAGGCGUUAAAUCCUAAAUGUAUUUCAUUCCGUGAGGGGAAACACAUUUUUUCCCAUCAAAAAUCAGGAAUUAUCUUUCAUCGGAAAAGCUACUUACCGGGGGAAGCUGAUUCCUGGGGUUUAAGUGAACUGCUGUAAGACGUCCGCUUCCUUCUUCUGAACGACAAUCUUCAAAGCAAGCCUAGAUAAUCUAUUACCCAUGAUGCAACAUUUUCUGUUUGGUAUGUCCAGGUUGCCAGGGUGCUCCCCCUCUUUCAGUGUGCUGGUGCUACAUAAGAAAGGAUCAGCGUAGAAACGGAAGCACUGCAGCUGAAUGCUAACAACCUGUUACCUGUUUCUCACCUUGGUUGUGGUUUCCUGCAGGAUUUAUUCCUGUAGGAUAUUCUCCUGUAGGAUUUAUUCCUGUAGGAUAUUCUCCUGUAGGAUUUAUUCCUGUAGGAUAUUCUCCUGCAGGAUUUAUUCCUGUAGGAUAUUCUCCUGUAGGAUUUAUUCCUGUAGGAUAUUCUCCUGCAGGAUUUAUUCCUGUAUUAGCUGCAGUACCUUCAGCUCGAGUACUUUAUAUUUCUAUGCUGACCUCACUGUUUACCAGAGUCCUAGAUUGACAUAGUUUGGUCAUUGCAGUCGUCAGCUGGCUUUUUUUAACCCUUGUGUUGCCUUCGGGUCAAUUUGACCCGAUUCAAUGUUUAACCCUCCUGUUACCUUUAUAUUUACUAACAUAUUUUACCCUUGAGGUCAAUAUGACCCCAGCUAUUAAAAUCUCCAGAAAAUUAUUAGAAUUAAUAUUGUUUUCCAAGUUUAAGUGUGAGGUACUUUAUGUUUGUUUGUUGACUACCGAAAGAACACCGACAUUAAACAUUGAAUCGGGUCAAAUUGACCCGAAGGCGACAGGAGGGUUAAAUAUUGAAUCGGGUCAAAAUGACCCGAAGGCAACACAAGGGUUAAUGGAAUUGUUUCACAUCGAUAAAAUAAACACUUUCCUUGUGCGUAUCGAGGUUUUAUCCCACUCAUGUCUGCAUGUGGAGCUGGAGCCACAUGCCGUUUGGACUUGACACGCACACAUUUUUGUUUUUACACUUCAGUUUUUGCACUUAGAAAAUAUAAAACACGUGAAGCAUUAAGUAGCGGAGUGUGGCUUGGCGGACUUCGGGACCUCUGGACUAGCUUUUCCCCUCUCGUUUCCGGUCUUUAUGCUAAGCUAACCGGCUGCUCGCUGUGGCUUCAUGUUUGCCGUACACACGUGAGAGCGGGAUCGAUCGCGUCAGCCCUGCGGGAAAGAGACGGGGCGUAUUUCUCAACAUGUGGAACCGUUGGUUAAAAUGUCUGCUCGUUCUGAAAUCAUCAUGUUGACAUCAAAACUGCAAAUUGAAACCUCGGAGUUCUGUGACGGGUGGGGAUGCUUCACUAUGAUUUGCUAAAAGUUAAACCAAAGAGUGAUGUUCCCUUCUCCAAUUAGCAUGAGGACAAGCAUUGAUUAGUUAGAAAUAACAGCAGCAUGUCGGACACCUGUAUCCUCGAAGAUUUUAAGCCAAAAUGUACAACUGCGUGUCCAAGAAUUCCGUUUUUUCCAGCCAGACACGGUUGAGAAGACCUCAAAACACAGAUCGGCAAUGGCCAAACUCAUCCGGGGACUCUGGCUCUCACUGCUGGCGACAUGAGCCGGCCUUCUUCUGCCUCUCAGAGGAGACGGCCAAUGGCAGUCCUCCUUAAUUUGGCUUCUCUCAUCAGUUCAUUUGAGUGUCUCUUGGUUGCUACAUGGGACUCCUAUUUUCUGUUUAUUUUUUUCCCGUUGUACCUUCUUUGCUUUUUGCUUUUCCCUUCUCAUUCUCCUGUUGGAUGAUCGGCCGCGCGCGUCAAUUAUCUUGUUUAUUUGAGCCGCCGUUUCCUCACCGUAAAUCUCCAGUGUUUCGGAGUUGGAAUGUUACGCAUCACCUGAAACUCUCAUUGGACUCGACAGAUUAAUAUAAAGUCUGGUUUCCCAUGACAACCAAUUCUCUUCAAAUCCGACUUGUCUGGUUUUCCAUCUGAGGGCCAAACGUAGAAGUCCUACUGUAUCUGCUUCUGUAUGUGUGAGACAAUGAUGAUAGGGACCCAGGACUACUGUUUUCUCUUUAUUUUCCUCCGAUAACUUCAUGAGCUACCAUAACUAUACAGUAUAUGCAUUGUUUUAUAAAGAAAAAUGUGUACAGGGCAGUUUCGGUGUAUAUUUCAGAUUUUUUGUUAUCUCUUUAAAUAUUCUUAUUAACAGAAGAUGUAAGAAAGUCAGUGCAUGAUGAUGAUGCCUCCCCUUCGCAGUGUUUCCCUUCAAACUGUAAAUUUUUCUGCUGCCCGUUUUGUUUUUGCUUCUGGCAAAUAUUUCAGGGUUGUUUUUAUUUCUGAUGUUGGAGGUAUAUGCUUAAAAAGAUUUAAAAUUUAGUUUUAAUCGGUUGGCAGAAGGAAAGCAUUGACUGCCAUCCAGCCCCCUUUAUGAUAGCUACACCGGGCUUCGAAUAAGAUUGUAAUAAUAAUAUUAAUGAUGAUGAUAAUAAUAAUAAUGGUCGUUUUUUUGUAAAUGGUAUUUAAAAAAUUAUUUUUGUAUACACAGUUGUUUGUUGCAUCACAAGUCCACUGCCCACCCCGACCCUUAACCCCCCAGUCAGACCCCCACUUCUCUCCUCUCGCAUACUCCUCUUCGUCAUUUUCUUUUGAUUUAUUUUCCUUCCGUCUCGGCCCUUUCAUGUAGAACAUGCAACAGAAAUGGGUCUCCUGUUCUGUACGAGGAGCAUCUCGUUCUUUUCUGCUUUGCUCAUACUCCCCCUUGCUGUUUUCUCUUUUUUUUUUAAAUCACCCCUUCCACCCUCCUCUUUGAUUUUUUAGUUUUAAAAGUCUGUUGUUUUCAACAUGCCUCUCUAAAUAGUCAGUGGGUCAAAUUAACAAAAUACUCUGAAUGAAACUGGAGAAUAGACAUGCUGAGAAAAAACUCGUUGAAACGUUUUCCCCGAAAAUUAUUUUCUUUCUGUUUACCUCCCACUCCUCUCCCUGCUGACCCCUUCACCUGCACACUCUCCUCGAUCUCAGAAAAGAGCCCACCUGUGCCUUUAAGUGAGAGCCCGCCCUCCCCUUGUCCUCUCUCCUCCAAUCAUCAUUAGCGGCGUGAACGAUGUGAUUCGCUGCUGCUUGCUCAACGCCUACUGUGGGACUCUCGGUCCCCCCCUCCACACACACACACACACCUCGUGCCCCUCAUAAACGCGCACACACACACACAAAUGUUUGUAUGUUGCAGAAAUCAAUCAGUAAAAAUGAACAUUAAGUAAAGCCACGCCUCUUCGUUUUUAUUCCAAUGAGAUGAUGUCACUAAAAAGGUACGCGUGCAGGUUGUUUUGACUGUUUGUGUUUGUGUGUACAUGCAGAUAGUUUUAAUUUACAAUAUAGAUCCGGUAAUAAUCGGUUAAUAAAUCACUUUGACUGGUCUCUGAAGCCUU